UGUUGUGAUUUGGGUCAGAGACAGCAGAGAAAAACAGGGGAAAGCUUGGUUUCCAAACCUCACAGGAAGCCCCUCCCCUUGUUUCCUUCCUUUCCUCUAGGCUGAGGAGCCUCCAGCUUGGAAGCCAGCAGGGCAAUACAUAUAUGUCCAACUGGGUGGUAGGAAGACCCACCCUAUCUUUGGAUGAAGUCCUCUGGAGUGGACACUCAGAAUCUUGUCUGCCAUUCCUACAGUGUUGCCUGCUCCAGCACUGGCUACCUCCGCCUGCCUCUCCUUCCUCUUCUUCAGUGUGUGGUGACAGGGAAGCUUCUCAUGGAGGAAGGCAAAGGAUCCCUGUUGGUCUCGGGCCAGCAGCCUCCCACCCACCCAGAGACUAAUCUCCUGGGCACACACUGACUGAACAACCAACUUUGAUUUCCGCUGUCCUCUGAACUUGGGAACAGAUUCAACUGACCUUUGCCCCUGGGACAGAGGAUCUGAACCACUGUCCCAAUCCAAAUCUUCAAAGGGAUUGCCAGUCUGAACCCUCACUCUCUGAAGUGGAAAACCUUACAUCCCGCCACGGGUCUGUCUGGGCCCAGGAGACUCUGCCCCACCCAGAGGACCCUGGGAUACCCAGGAGACACUACCCAGGCCCAGGAGACCCUGCCCCCACACAGGAGCCCCUACCUCAACCCAGGAGACCCUACCCCAGUUCAGAAGACCCUACCCAGGACCAGGAGACCCUGUCCCAUCCGGGAGACCCUACCCCAACCCAGGACACCCUGCCCCAGUUCAGGAAAUCCUACCCAGGAGACUCUGCCCCACCCAGAAGACCCUGGAAUACCCAGGAGACCCUGUCCCCACGCAGGAGCCUCUACCCCAACCCAGGAGACCCUGCCCCCAGUCAGGAGCCCCUGCCCCAGCGUAGCCACCACACUAUAGCCAUGAUGGAAGAAGACACAGAGGUAUGGCAACAAGUAUUCCAGGAGCUGAUUCAAGAGGUGAAACCAUGGCACAAAUGGACCCUCACACCAGACAAGGAGCUUCUUCCUGAUGUUCUGAAUCCUGGGUGGACACAGUACCAGCAAAAGACCUUUGCCAGGUUCCUCUGCCCCAGCUGCUCUCGCAGUUGGGCCUCUGGCUGUGUCCUGGUGGUCUUCCACAUGCGCUGGUAUAAGAAGAACAGCAAGGGACGUGUGAAGAUGAGGGUCUUUGCUCAGAGAUGUAACAAGUGCCCCGAGCCUCCAUUUGCAGCUCCAGAGUUCAGCUGGGACAACAUCUCAAGGAUCUUGAGCAAUCUGGUCUUCAGAAUUCUGAGGAAGUGCUAUGGAGAAGAGUUUAAGGAAAUGGCUGAGAUUCCUUUGCUUGGAGACACGGGUCUCGAAGGCCCACAUGACAGAAACAACUGUGAGGCCUGUCUGCAGGGCUUUUGUGUUCAGAGUAGCUCAGGCCUAGCCUCAAAACCACCAGCAUGCCCAUUGUCUCCCGCCUCCUCUAAGUCAACUAGGGAGCCUAUGGUCACUGUCACACGCAGCAACGUCUCCUGCUCACAGCCUUCCUCUAAAGUGGGAAAGCCCCAAGGAUCAAAAGUGGACACCAAAGCCAGUAACCCUACCAAAGCUGACCCCAAGGUUAGCCACACCUCGAACCCAUCAACUGUCCCAAUCUUGACAACCCAACAGUUGGCACCUGCAAGCUCACCUGCCCCUAGAUGUAUCAUUCAAAUGUCUUCUCCCGUCAAGAGCAGUGGAACAGCAGGUACGGGAAACAAGAACUCCAGGUCCAAGAUCCCAGAGGCAUUGCCCCCGUCCUCUGCAUUUGUCCCAAAUAUUUCCUCCUCAUUCAUCCUACCCACUUCCUCCUCCUAUGUCCCGCCCACUUCCUUAUUUGUCCCAUCCACUUCUUCCUCAUAUGUUGCACCCACUUCCUCUAAAGUGGGAAAGCCCCAAGCAUCAAAAGUGGACACCAAAGCCAGUAACCUUACCAAAGCUGACCCUAAGGUGAGCCACGCCUCAAACCCAUCAACUGUCCCAAUCUUGACAACCCAACAGUUGGCACCUGCAAGCUCACCUGCCCCUAGAUGUAUCAUUCAAAUGCCUUCUCCCGUCAAGAGCAGUGGAACAGCAGGUACAGGAAACAAGAACUCCAGGUCCAAGAUCCCAGAGGCAUUGCCCCCGUCCUCUGCAUUUGUCCCAACCAUUUCCUCCUCAUUCAUCCUACCCACUUCCUCCUCCUAUGUCCCACCCACUCCCGCGUAUGUUGUGCCCAAUUCUGGGAGACCACGAGCAAACAUCACUGGCCAGGUAGAGAGAAGCAGCCAUAUCCACCCAGCAGGUGAAUCCUGCUGCUGCAAAGCUUGCUGCGGGGCCUGCCACGAGUGCUGCUGCGGAUGCUUCUGUGAGUGCUGCAAGGGCUUCUGCCAGGGCUUUUGUAAUUGCAUGGAACAUAAACCGUUUCGACUGCUGGUCUUUCUAAUCUUUGCAGCUGUCGUUGUGACACUUUCCAUAAAAUACGGCUUCUGAGCCUUGAAGAAAGAAUGCUGGGUGGCAAAAAAAAAAAAAAAAUGUUGCAACAUCCCAAAAAAGUCAGAUAUUGUGUAACCCUUUAUACAAAACAUCAAUAAAAUCAGGAGAACCCAGAGAUGGCUACCAGGGCUGGAGAAAGGGGGAAAAAAUGCAAAGCCCUUGUUCAACCAAUGUGGAUUUCAUGAGGGAAGAAGGGGUGGUAAAAUGCUUGGGAACUGGAUGGAGAAGGUAACGCUCUCUCAAUACUGGAAGUGCACUAAA
Microtus oregoni (creeping vole) is the source of this 2768-nucleotide messenger RNA. It is a transcript of the gene Rtp3, whose product is annotated as receptor transporter protein 3. The coding region runs from base 927 to 2504 and encodes 525 amino acids. NCBI's taxonomy places the organism in Eukaryota, Metazoa, Chordata, Mammalia, Rodentia, Cricetidae. Gene Ontology annotation, biological process: protein insertion into membrane; detection of chemical stimulus involved in sensory perception of bitter taste; protein targeting to membrane. The record is from RefSeq and is a predicted model, not a curated record. Gene Ontology annotation, molecular function: olfactory receptor binding. The transcript is spliced from 3 exons. Gene Ontology annotation, cellular component: cytoplasm.